Messenger RNA from Vespa crabro (European hornet), 2018 nucleotides. It is a transcript of the gene ppk13, whose product is annotated as pickpocket protein 11. The record is from RefSeq and is a predicted model, not a curated record. Gene Ontology annotation, biological process: sodium ion transmembrane transport. Gene Ontology annotation, molecular function: ligand-gated sodium channel activity. Lineage: Eukaryota; Metazoa; Arthropoda; Insecta; Hymenoptera; Vespidae. Gene Ontology annotation, cellular component: membrane. The transcript is spliced from 6 exons. Bases 491 to 1717 code for a protein of 408 amino acids.
AUAUGAUAACGAAAGAAAUAUUUGAAAUAUAAAUGAGUUUACAUAAUUAAAUAACACUUUCAUAUUUUAUGAUAUUGCAUAUAUUCAAUAUAAGCAAAUGACACAUGCAUAUUGUAGAAAUAAAUAUUUAAAAGCAAAGAUUAAAAUCUUUCUUUUUAUAAUUCAUUGUUGAAUGAUAUCUCUAUCAAAUUAUAUAGCCGAGACAGUGGCGAUGUCGAUUAAUCGACCUUAACAUUUAGAAUGAAAAAUUACGAGGUAUCUAAAAUGUUGCGAAGUAUAAUUUAUUGUUGGAAAGUGCUUAAACAAUAUCUAAGUCAUUGCAGUAUCCAUGGUGUUAAAUAUCUUGUUUCUGAAAAUAGUUUAUAUAUCGAACGGUAAAAUAAUUAUAAAUAAUUAUUAUAAGUAAUUUAUAAUAAUAACAUUUUCUUUUGUACUUUGAAGAUUUUUCUGGUUGUUCUUUUGUGUACUGAGUUGGUGGGGUUGUACUGUAAUGAUCAAGAAUAGUAUCUACGAAUAUAUUGAAAACCCUGUUGAUGUUACAACAGAAACAUUAUAUAUAAAUUGGGAAAUUCCAUUUCCUUCAAUUGCAAUUUGCAUUAAGCAUUCUAACGAAUUAAGAAACAAAUACAAUAUGAAACAGUACGCUCAUAAAAAAAUAAUUUUAAUAAUAUAUUAUAAUAAUAUUAGUUUUUUGUUAAAUAUUCAUCAUGCUUUUGUUUUCAUAAUUAUCAUUUUAUAUAGAUUACCAUCAAAAUUGGAAUUUUCAUCAUCUGAGAAAAUAGACGAUAUUACUGCUGAGGAAUUAUUGAAAGGCUAUCAAUCAUUGCAGAUACAAUGUAAAGAUAUAUUUGCUAAUUGCAGCUGGAACAAUAUACAAUUUGAUUGUUGCAAUGAAUUCAAACCAUUGAAUAAAACCGGCGCUGGUUAUUGUUACGUGGUUAAUUCUCGACAUAUCAAACCAUACAAUUCAAAUAUUAAAUUUUGGAUUAAUCGUACUACUGAAAAUGGAAAUCUUGUGAUUGAUCUUAUAGUAAAUAAAAAAUCAAGUAGUUAUAUCCCUCGAUUUGUUAACGCAUAUAUAUUGGAUAAUUUACAAUUACCAAAUAUAGCUACUUUGGGUGAACAUAUAAUUCCGUCAAUAAGAAAAGGACAAUCUACUCGAGUUGAAUUUUUAAUGAUACCUAUUUUUAAUGAACAAUUAGUAUCAUAUUUUUCAAUGGAACAAAGAAAUUGUCGAUUUAGUCAUGAAACUGAUAAAAACAGUAUAUUCGAAUUUUAUAGUAGCGAUACCUGUGCUAUCGAGAUCUAUAUACAAAAAAUGAUUGAGUAUUGUGGCUGUGUAAGUUUUUAUUAUCCUGUUCCUGCCAACGCAAGAUUCUGUAAUUUAACGGAAUUACAAUGUUUGUCUGAAAAUAAAAAAGAUAUUUUAUUGCUAACAACUAUAAAAGAAAGAUGUUAUCCUCAAUGUGAAGAAAAUACUAUGAGCAUAUACCAUAGCAUGCCCAUUCAGUUCAAUCAUAUAGAUGAUGAUGUAGCAAGAAUGGAUUUCAUGUCAGUAUCUCGCCCCUUCUUACAAUAUCGUCGAUACGUCGUAUACAGUCUUUUAGAUUUGAUAGUUGCAGUAGGAAGUACUCUUGGAUUAUUUAUGGGUGCCAGUAUUCUCAGCUUCUUUGAAAUACCUUAUUGGCUUUGUCUUCGUCGUGAUCAAAUCAUAUGAAUAUGAUUGAUUUAUUUCGAAUUUAAAGUAUCAGAUAACCAAGAAAAUUCGUGCCAUUUUAAUUAAUAAAAAUAGAUAAUAUGCAAACAAUGGCAAAAUAUGGAAAUGCCACGAAUUUUCUCGAUUAUCUGUUAUAAGCAUCUUUUUCUAUAAAUAAACUCAAAUUAAACCAAUACAAUAUAACACAAUUUUAGUUUAAUCAUAACUUUUAUCAAUAACUUGGUAUAGUUAAGAUCAAUAAAUCAUUGUUAAUAAAAAACAUGAGUACUGCAAUUAUUAAAAAAAAAAAAAAAAAAAAAAA